Messenger RNA from Exaiptasia diaphana, 1918 nucleotides. Its product is annotated as cyclin-D-binding Myb-like transcription factor 1. Gene Ontology annotation, molecular function: DNA-binding transcription factor activity, RNA polymerase II-specific; RNA polymerase II cis-regulatory region sequence-specific DNA binding. NCBI's taxonomy places the organism in Eukaryota, Metazoa, Cnidaria, Anthozoa, Actiniaria, Aiptasiidae. Gene Ontology annotation, biological process: regulation of transcription by RNA polymerase II. Gene Ontology annotation, cellular component: nucleus. The record is from RefSeq and is a predicted model, not a curated record.
GUUAAGAGAAAGCAUGAAGACAUCCUACAUAUAGAUGGCUCUGAAAAUAAAGUAUCUCACAUUGAACAAUCUGAUGGCUAUACCACUGUGGAAGCCUUGGAGGAAACUGAAAACACUUUAGACACACAAAUUACACAAGAACAAGUGCUAUCUAUUACACAAGCAUGUCAAGCUGACCUAAACAUUCCCACAGCCCUGGCAUCUAUGACACCACAAAUGAGCCAUGAACCAACUUUACUGCCGAAUUCGACAGUGGAAACUCGUGAUGAUGGUGUGAAUCAGGCCUGGUUUACUACAAAGGAAGACAAAGAUAGCUUCCAAGGGAAAGGAGUAAAAUGGAGACAAGGGAUGUGGUCUAAAGAAGAAAACGAUAUUUUAAAAGAAAACAUUCAGGAGUAUUGCAAAGUUAAUAACAUCACCGAUCCAAAUACGAUUAUCUUCGACAUGUCGAAGGACGAUCGAAAAGAUUUUUAUCGAACGAUAGCAAAGGGUAUCAAGCGGCCGUUGUUUGCGAUUUAUCGGCGAGUCCUGCGGAUGUACGACAGACGGAAUUACAUCGGCAAGUACACCCCUGAAGAAGUCAAACAACUGAAGGCGCUCAAGGAGAAACAUGGCAACGAUUGGGCUACUAUUGGAAUUGCAAUGGGUCGCAGUGCCUCGUCUGUGAAGGACAGGUACCGAUUACUGAGAGAGAACUGUCAGUCGGGUAAAUGGACCGCUGAGGAAGAAGAACGAUUAUCAAAUGCUGUCCAUGAAUUAAGUGGUACGCAAACUGGCGAGGUUGUGACAACUGGAAUAUCGUGGUCCAGUGUUGCUGAAAAAGUCCAAACACGAUCUGAAAAACAAUGUAGAUCGAAAUGGCUAAAUUAUUUAAAUUGGAAAGAGAAAGGUGGUAACGAAUGGACAAAGCAAGACGAGAUUAAACUGAUCAACAAAAUUUACGAGAUGGACGUAGAAGACGAGAAUAUGAUAGACUGGAAAGGAUUAAUGACAAACUGGACAAGUGUCCGAUCACCUCAGUGGCUUCGWAGUAAAUGGUGGGCUCUAAAGAAACAUAUACCAUCCAAUAGUCAAACAUUUCGAGAAAUGGUAGAGUAUCUACAUGUGAAUUACGUCGAUACAUUACAAACGAAAAUCGAAAGACAAGAAUCGAGAUACAAGAAUAAUCGUCUGUCACACUGUUCGUAUGGAUCGGUAUUAAGAAAUAUCCAYCGACCAGCUCAAUCAAAUAUAACCCAUACUAUAACAGUAAGUAGUGAUGGCUCAAUCGUUUCGAAGGGAGACGACAGCUCUCACGGCUUUACCAACCAGGGACGAUUUGAAGUGUUGCAGCUCAAUAGUGUACCAACAACUGAAGGAAACUCCCAGCCAAACCAGCUACAGCCAUCGUAUAUCAUCCAAUCUACCUCUAUAGCUGGACAGACGUACAUAAUACAACAGCCUGCGUUAGUAGACAAUGGAACGGUACAAGGAGAGCAGGUGCAGAUAUCUCCUCAAGGUGUUGUCAUGACAGCUGUUCUUCAUCCCCAUCAUGCUGUUCGGUGCUUACCGGAGGUUAAUCCAGAACUCGCCCAAGCUAUUGUACAAACUGACAUCUCUGGGCCAAUUGAGGCGACUCACUUGGUACAAACCGAACUUCCUGUAGACCAAACUCAAGAACAAAUACAGGCAGGUUCAGAAAUCUCAGAGCAAGUGCAUUUAACAAGUCUUGCUUCUCAAGAAUCUUUGAUCAAUGAUUCUGGUAAUCAUGGUAUUGAGGAGGACAGGGGGGAUGUUCAUGCUGAGGAGGUUGUAACUGCUGUGAGAGAUAUUACAACUGGGAUGGUUACUGCUACAAACAACUCGCUUACUACACAGAGAAGUAUCAUUCAUGAGGAUAACAGCAAUGAAGCUAUCGUUAGCACCCAUUAUCAGCAAG